This is a messenger RNA of Gossypium raimondii (Peruvian cotton), 1270 nucleotides long. RefSeq lists its product as uncharacterized. Gene Ontology annotation, cellular component: EMC complex. Bases 172 to 1074 code for a protein of 300 amino acids. The transcript is spliced from 9 exons. Gene Ontology annotation, molecular function: protein binding. NCBI's taxonomy places the organism in Eukaryota, Viridiplantae, Streptophyta, Magnoliopsida, Malvales, Malvaceae. The record is from RefSeq and is a predicted model, not a curated record. Gene Ontology annotation, biological process: protein folding in endoplasmic reticulum.
AUAGCGUUCUACCAAAUAUUUUCUUAAUUAAAACCCGACCCUAUGGUUAGAGAUCCAAUCUACAGGCCAGUGGCGAUAGAUUAGAGAAAAACCAAAGGCAGAGCAAAUUUGAUAAAAGAAAAAUCUAAAAAAUACCCCCAAAAAAAAGGGAAAAAAAGUUUACAUUGAGAGAUGGUGAGCAAAACAGAGGAGACCCAAUUGAAUAGGCUUGAAAACCAGGUAGAUAAUGGAGGAGGAGGUGCUUGGGAGUACCUUUGCCUUGUGAGAAAGCUCAAAGUUAGGCGUUCAGAGAAAGUCUUGAAAUAUGGUUUAUCCAUCUUAAAUGAUCCCAAGAAAAGAUCUGCUCUUGGCCCUGAAGAAUGGACUUUGUAUGAGCAGGUAGCUAUUGCUGCUAUGGAUUGCCAAUGUCUCAACGUUGCAAAGGAUUGUAUAAAGGCUUUACUGAAAAAAUUUCCUGAGAGCAAAAGGGUUGGCAGGCUGGAGGGCAUGUUGCUUGAAGCAAAGGGAUCGUGGGCUGAGGCUGAAAAAGCUUACUCAAGUCUUUUAGAGGACAAUCCACUUGAUCAAGUAAUACAUAAGAGGAAAGUAGCCAUGGCAAAGGCUCAAGGAAAUAUUUCAGGGGCUAUUGAGUCGCUUAAUAAAUAUCUUGAAAUAUUUAUGGCAGAUCAUGAUGCUUGGAGAGAACUUGCAGAGAUAUAUGUCUCCCUACAAAUGUACAAACAAGCCGCUUUCUGCUAUGAGGAGCUUAUUUUAUCUCAACCAACAGCUCCCUUGUAUCAUCUGGCCUAUGCUGAUGUACUUUACACACUCGGCGGACUGGAAAACCUUCAGACCUCGAAGAAAUACUAUGCAUCAACUAUUGACUUGACUGGAGGCAAGAAUACCAGAGCACUUCUUGGAGUUUGCUUGUGCACGUCAGCCAUCGGACAGGUUUCAAAAGGAAAGAACAAGGAAGACAAGGAGAGUCCAGAGCUGCAGUCUUUGGCAGCAAAAGCCUUGGAGAAAGAAUACAGGCAGAAAGCUGAUGAUAAACUAGGCUUGCUUACUUCUGCUUUAAGAAGUUUGAAAAUUUAGUGUUAAACCCUAACGACAUUGAAUCAAAGUUUUUUGAUUAUUGCCCCAUAAGGGGUCCAAAGAUAAUUUUCAGGAAUGUUUUAAUAUCUUAAAAAUGUUUCAAUCUUUGCUAAAUUUUAAGUUACAUUGUUGUCAUUUCUGUGUUUUUGAUCAAGGUGGUAAUGGAUAGUGUUGAUUCGAGCUUUUUUAGAGGUCA